AAUUUAUCUUUAUGUAGAAUAAGAUUUUGAUUAUUAAUUAAUUUAAGAAUUAUUUCUUUUAUUUUUGGUUUAAUAUUUAUUAAUCAUGAUUAUUCAAUUUUUUUAGAAUGAGAGUUAAUUUCUUUAAAUAGAAUUAGAGUUGUAAUAACUUUUUUAUUUGAUUGAAUAAGAUUAAUUUUUAUAUCUUUUGUUUUAUUAAUUUCGUCUUUAGUAAUUUAUUAUAGAAAAGAGUAUAUAGCAGGAGAUAUAAAUAUUAAUCGAUUUAUUUUAUUAGUUUUGUUAUUUGUUAUAUCAAUAAUAUUUUUAAUUAUUUCUCCAAAUUUAGUUAGAAUUUUAUUAGGAUGGGAUGGUUUAGGAUUAGUGUCUUAUUUAUUAGUAAUUUAUUUUCAAAAUGUAAAAUCUUAUAAUGCGGGGAUAUUAACUGUUUUAUCAAAUCGUAUUGGAGAUGUUGCUUUAUUAUUAGCAAUUGCUUGAAUAUUAAAUUAUGGAUCUCGAAAUUACAUUUUUUUAUUAAAAUUUAAUGUUUCAGAUAUAAAUAUAUUGAUUAUUGGGGUAUUAAUUGUAUUAGCUGCAAUAACUAAAAGAGCUCAAAUUCCAUUUUCAGCUUGAUUACCUGCAGCAAUAGCAGCUCCUACUCCUGUAUCAGCUUUGGUGCAUUCAUCUACUCUUGUUACUGCUGGAGUUUAUUUAUUAAUUCGGUUUAAUUUAUUAGUUGGGGGCACAAUUAUAGGACAAGGAUUGUUAUUAAUUUCAGGAUUGACAAUAUUUAUAUCAGCGUUAGGAGCUAAUUUUGAAUUUGAUUUAAAAAAAAUUAUUGCAUUAUCUACUUUAAGUCAAUUGGGGUUAAUAAUGAGAAUUUUAUCUAUAGGAUUUUAUAAAUUAGCUUUUUUUUCAUUUAUUAACUCAUGCUUUAUUUAAAGCAUUAUUGUUUAUGUGUGCUGGGGCUAUUAUUCAUAAUAUAAAUAAUUUGCAAGAUAUUCGUUUAAUAGGAGGAUUAAGAAGUUAUAUACCUUUUACAUGUAGAUGUUUUAAUGUUGCUAAUUUAGCUUUAUGUGGAAUACCUUUUUUGGCUGGAUUUUAUUCUAAAGAUAUAAUUUUAGA
This is a messenger RNA of Teleopsis dalmanni, 1101 nucleotides long. Its product is annotated as NADH-ubiquinone oxidoreductase chain 5-like. Gene Ontology annotation, biological process: ATP synthesis coupled electron transport; electron transport coupled proton transport. The annotation marks the transcript as partial. The record is from RefSeq and is a predicted model, not a curated record. NCBI's taxonomy places the organism in Eukaryota, Metazoa, Arthropoda, Insecta, Diptera, Diopsidae. The transcript has a single exon. Gene Ontology annotation, molecular function: NADH dehydrogenase (ubiquinone) activity.